This is a messenger RNA of Penaeus monodon (black tiger shrimp), 1785 nucleotides long. RefSeq names its product golgin subfamily A member 4-like. NCBI's taxonomy places the organism in Eukaryota, Metazoa, Arthropoda, Malacostraca, Decapoda, Penaeidae. Gene Ontology annotation, biological process: establishment of epithelial cell polarity; cilium assembly. Gene Ontology annotation, cellular component: ciliary basal body; centriole; ciliary transition fiber. The record is from RefSeq and is a predicted model, not a curated record.
AAUAUGAGUAAAGCAAAGAAAAAAGAACAAGAAAGUUUUGGGGAUUACAUGCCAUCGACGGGAAAACCUGAUAGUCCUCGGAGAAGGUCACCACAGAAGGCACCUGCCAGUGACCCUUUUGAUAUUUUUGGUGAUAAAGAACCAAGACCCAAUGCAAGAUCAGCAGCUCAGAGAAAGACUGUUUGAAUCAGAUGAUGGUAUACAAGGGAAUAUGCAGUGUAAGAAAGGACCAAGUAGACUGUUGGGGAAGGAAAAGGAGACAAAAAAUGAAAGUGAUUUAAAUAAAGGAGAUGCAGUUAGUUCAUUUAAGCAGUUACAGUCAGAAAGUCAGAAAAAAGCUGUUGGAGGUGGUGGUAAAAGUGACUGGCUGUUUGAUGGUUUGGAAAGUGAAAUGCAUCAAGUGAAGAAUGCAGAAAUAGCAUCUAAAUCAGCUGAACCAAAAGAAGUUAGCAUCCAAAAAAAACCACCUUCAGUCAGCAAAAGUCCGAACUGGCAUGGGAGUAAUUUAUCAACGGACAAGAAACACUCGAGUGAAUUUAAACAGGUAGCUCCUCCUAGCAAUAUUUCUGCUGACUUUACUGCGCCAUCAGUUCAACAGCUAAAAGAAUCACUACAUUCUAGAAGUGAAGACAAUAGAGAUGGUCACCAAUCUAAAGCUCACAGUUCGAGUUCUUUCCCUCCUGUCAUGCAUAAACCAUCAGGUUAAAUUACGGAGUGCAGAAAUCGAAGUUGCAAGAUUGCAAGCUGAACUCGAGUUAAUUCAUAAUCAACAUUCAAAAGAAUUAUCAAUAUUGGAAAAUGCUAAUGUAAGACGGAUGAAUAUAGAAAAAGAGGUUUGGGAACAGACGGAAAAGCACUUACGAGAAGAGAAAGACUCCAUAGUAAAGGAACUACAGAGCAAGCUCUCCACCUUACAAUUAGAGAAGGACAGCUUGGUAGCUGCAUAUGAAGUUCAGCUGGGACUUGUGAAGUCUGAGUGGUCCCAGGCAUUGGAAAGAACAAAGGAAUUAUACAUGGGAAUAAUGGAGAAGAUGAAAGAAGAACACAAUGGAGCUCUACAAAGGAUUACUGAUCUAAAAGAAUUAGAGCUGAAAGCAGCUGUCUCGGCCACAGGACAUGUGAGGGAGAUGGAGGUGGUGAUGAAUCAGCUAGAAAGUAAUGCAUCCAACCUUUCAGAGAUAACAGCAAUCAUUAACAGCAAGCAAGAUUCAGCACUGGAAAUGAUGCAAAGAGCACUGAAGAUUAAGGAGAAACAGUUAAAGGAUUUUGAAGCCCAGCUUGCAGCUACACAGGUAGAAAAUGAAAGUGAGAGAGGGAGGCUUAGUUCUCUCAUUCAUAGACUGGAAAAUACUUUAGUUCAACAAGGAUCAGAGGUUGAAAAAGAAAGAUGGAGCUUUGCACAGAAACAAAUGAAGAUAGAAAUUGAAAGGCAAGCAAUAGCAGAAGAAAGAAGACAUUUACAGUUCAGUGUGGAUAUCGAGAGGCAGAACCUUGCUAAAGCUCGUGAAAUGUUAAUAGAGGAACACCGAGGAAUGCUUCAGGAUAUAGCAAAGCAGAAACAAGAGAUAGAGACACAACAAGCACAAUUAAAAAAGAAGAAACUAAAUGAAUUAUAUUCUUUGAAUGUCAUUCCUGCAACAAGCCACUUCAGCCUGAAUCAAGGUAAUCCAGAUGCAGAGUCCACCUUCUUAAAGAAUGAGCACCGUCGCUUAAAGGAAAACUUGUAGCUAUUCAACGUCGAGAACAAGAAGUGAGAGAAAACGAGGACAGAUCAGAAAACUUUCU